AUGAAGGCCACCUGCAAAAGAGAAUCCCUGUUAGCGGCAUUCCAAACCGCCGCCUCGGUCGCUCCUGCCCGAAGCCCCAAGCCGAUUCUGCAAAACGUAAAGAUGAUUGCCAAAAACGGGGCAGCCACCUUGAUCGCUACCGACUUGGAAGUCGGCGUUCGCGUCGAGGUCUCCGAUAUCGAAGUCGAGAACGAAGGCGAAGUGAUUCUGCCGAUCUCCCGUUUCGGUUCCAUCCUGCGGGAAACCACCGACGAGAACAUCCUGCUUGAAACCAUCGGCACCCAAGUCGUGGUGAAAGGCGAUCGCAGCGAGUUCAAGCUCACGGCUGAAAACCCGGAUGAGUUUCCCCCGGUGGCCGAGUUCGAUGCCAAGUCGUUCCAUGAAAUUCCGGCUCGCCUGCUGAAAGAACUCAUCCGCCGCACCGUUUUCGCCACCGAUAACGAAAGCAGCCGCUACGCCCUGGGCGGGGUGCUGCUGGAGAUGAGCGAAAAAGAAAUCGUCGCCGUAGGAACCGACGGACGCCGGCUGGCCACGAUGAAAGGCCCCGCCUCUUCGGUCGAAGGACAUUCGACCACCGAGAACGCGACCAUCGUGCCCUCGAAGGCCAUGCACCUCAUCGAGCGAUCGCUGUCCGACGGCGAUGCCGAAGUUCAGAUUUCGGUGCAGCCCAAUGGCGUGUUGGUCAAAAGCCCCCGCACGACGAUCUACUCCCGCCUGGUCGAAGGUCGCUUCCCGAAGUGGCGCGAUGUGUUCCCCGAUCGGACCGGCGUGAAAAAGGUUGAAACCGUGGUUGGUCCCUUCUUCGCCGCAGUGCGACAGGCGGCCGUGGUGACCAGCAGCGAAAGCAGCGGGGUUGAUUUCACCUUCGGCUCCGGGCAGUUGGUCCUCACGGCACAAACGCCCGAGGCCGGCGAGUCGCGGGUCGAACUGCCCAUCUCGUACGAAGGCGAAUCGAUUUCCAUCACGCUCAACCCUCGCUUCCUCAGCGACUUCCUCAAGGUGCUCGAUCCCGAGAAGACGAUCACCCUGGAACUGAAGGAUGCCGAGAGUGCGGCCGUGUGUACGACCGACGAUGGCUACGAGUACCUGCUGAUGCCACUCAAAGGACAUACGGUGAAGCAAGGCCAAGGACCACGGCCGAUCGGCGAUUUGCUGAACGAACUAUUCGCUCGUCGUGGUUAUGGUCGCCAACAAGCAAACCAAAACUACGACGAAGCCUGGCGUGAAGCCGCGGGAACCCAUCUCGCCGGGAAAACACGCGUGGGGAAAGUGCAAGGAGGCACCUUUGAGGUGAUUGCCGCAAGUUCGACCCUGGUCCAAGAAAUGACGUUUCAGAAGAAAUCGCUGCUGGCUCAACUAACCCAGCGAUUGCCGGACGAACAAAUUACCAAACUCAAAUUUCGCGUGGGCAACGAACUGCCGGAAUACAAACGCGUUGAAUCGGAAUACGAUGUCGAGUCGCUCGAGCACCUCAGCGACCUGGAGCACGUUCGCGAACGCCCCAGUAUGUACAUCGGCGAUACCGGCACCCGUGGCCUGCACCACAUGGUGUACGAAGUGGUCGAUAACUCCAUCGACGAGGCCAUGGCCGGUCACGCUUCUGCCAUCACCGUGAAGAUCAACAACGACGGAUCGGUCACCGUCGAAGACGACGGUCGUGGUAUUCCCGUAGACGAGCACCCCGACUUGGGCUUCUCCACCCUGCAAGGCGUGAUGACCGUGCUCAAGUUCGGCGGAAAGUUCUCCAAAGGCGCCUAUCAAACUUCCGGCGGUCUGCACGGGGUGGGCGUCACCGUGGUGAACUUCCUCAGCGAAUGGUGCGAAGUCGAGGUUUACCGCAAAGGUCAGGUCUACCAACAAGAGUACGAACGCGGCGUACCCAAAGACGAGGUCAGUCGUUCGGCCAGCACCAACAAAACCGGCACCAAGACCACGUUCUACCCCGACCCGCUCAUCUUCGGGGCCGCCAAAUUCAGCAGCCACACUCUGCAGCGGCGCCUGCAAGAGUUGGCCUUCCUCAAUCGCGGCGUGAAGAUCGUCUUCGAAGACGAACGCGACGGCACCACCGAAUCGUACCAAUACGAUCGCGGUCUUUUGGACUUCGUCAAACACCUCAACCGCACGACCGAGCCGGCCCAUCCCGACAUCAUCUACAUCGGCGGUGAGUACGAAGGUGUAGGGGUCGAAGUCGCUCUGCAAUACUCGACCGACUUCACCGAAAACGUGCACUCCUAUGUGAACAACAUCUGCACGAUCGAAGGCGGUACGCAUGUCUCCGGUUUCCGCGCUGCCCUCACGCGGGCGCUCAACGCCUAUGGUAAACGCGAGAACAUGUUCAAAGACCUCACCCCCAGCGGAGACGACUUCCGGGAAGGACUCACCGCGGUCAUUUCCUUACGCGUGCCCGAGCCGCAGUUCGAAGGUCAAACCAAAACCAAGCUCGGCAACGGCGAAAUCGAAGGCAUCGUCAACUCGGCCGUGGGUGAGUAUCUGAACAAGUACCUGGAAGAGAAUCCCAAGACGGCCAAGGUCGUGGUCAAUAAAGGCAUGCUCGCAGCCGAAGCCCGCGAGAGCGCCCGCAAGGCCCGGCAACUCAUUCGCGAACGCAAGGGUGCCCUCUCCGGCGGAGGCUUGCCCGGCAAACUUCGCGACUGCAGCAGCCGCGAGGUGGAACGCUGCGAACUGUACCUGGUCGAAGGUGAUUCGGCCGGCGGUAGCGCCGAAGGUGGACGGCUUCGCGAGUACCAAGCCAUCUUGCCCCUACGAGGUAAGAUCAUCAACGCCUACAAAUCGCGCGACGACAAAGUGCUGGCCAACGAAGAAGUCCGCAGCAUGAUCGCCGCCAUCGGUUCCGGUAUCGGCGCCGAUAGCGAUCUCGGCAAACGCCGCUACGACAAGAUCGUGAUCAUGACUGAUGCCGACGUCGACGGCUCCCACAUUCGUACGCUGCUGCUCACCUUCUUCUACCGGCAGAUGUACCAACUCGUUUCCGAAGGGCACGUCUACAUCGCGCAGCCUCCGCUAUUCCGCGUGAAGUCGGGCCGCGAUACCUACUACGUGCAAACCGAAGAAGAGAUGCGGAACCAGUUGCUCGACUCGGGUCUGGCCGACUCGGUAUUCCAGCCCUCGCCUGAUCGCAGCAUCGAAGGCGAGCAGAUGCGAAAGUUGUGUCUCACGCUGGCCGGCAUGGAAGAAGCCCUGCAGGCUUUGGAACGGCGGGGAAUCAGCCUCAAACUGCAUGCCGAACGAAUGGAUCGCGAGACCCACAAGCUGCCCGUGUUUCAUGUGUUCCUGGGCCGGCUCGAACAUUGGUUCACCACGCGGAAAGAUCUCGACGAGUUCGUGGCCGAGCAAGAGAAGGCCCAAGGCGAACAGGUGGCUCUGGCCGACUCUUCCGAACCCGCCCCCGAAACCAACGGUGAAGGCAACGGCUUCGAAGCCGGCGUGAAACUGCACAUCAUCGAGCUGCACGAAGUCCGCACCAUCAACAAGCACCUCAAAGAACUUCGCGAGUUCGGCUUCGAUGUCGAAUCGCUCAUCCCGCAAGAGCGCACGGGCACCGAAGACCCUCGCUACACCUUGCGUCGUGGCGAAACACUCACCCCGCUGGAAGACCUGCGUGGGCUGCUAACCGCCGUACGCCGAGCGGGUGAAAAAGGCAUGCACAUUACCCGCUUUAAAGGGCUGGGCGAAAUGAACGCGGAAGAACUUCGCGAGACGACGCUCGACCCCGAGAACCGCACGAUGUCUCGCGUUCGCAUGGACGACGCCGCAGCGGCCGACGAUAUCUUCCGCAUUCUCAUGGGCGACAAAGUCGAACCUCGCCGCGAGUUCAUUCAGAAGCACGCGUUGGACGUGAAGAACCUGGACGUAUAG
Molecule: messenger RNA, 3876 nt
Organism: Cladocopium goreaui
Lineage: Eukaryota; Dinophyceae; Suessiales; Symbiodiniaceae
Source: the annotation of a GenBank genome assembly